AUGGCUUCGGCAUCAGCGAAUAGUGCAGCUCCCUCCAACCACGUGCUUGAUACCAGGCUGGUAGCCAUUAUGUACAAGCACCUGCUGCCGGCAAUCUCCAUUGCCAAGCCCAACCCCUUCUUGAGCAGCAUGGCGUGGAACGUGCUCAAGCAGCUGACAGUUUACCAGCGCUAUCUGAUCUACAGUUGCUGGGAGACAAGGUACAGCGAGUUCAUGCUCAAAUACAGCUACGAAGAAGCAAAGUUCGAAGCAAAGAAGAUCCUGAAGCGGGUCGUUUCCAGCGACAAGAAUGAUCGGGACCGAGACGACAACAGCUCCUACAGGCCCCAUCCAGUGUUUUGUCAGCUGUGCCAGACAAACCCCAUUCCCAUCGUGGAAGUGAUGUUGAAGGACAUUGAGAUUGGCUUCAACGUCAAUAUGAUCCAGCCGUACGUGGACCUCACGGGACGCUGCUCUGACAUGGUGACGGAUAUCGUGGGUUACGUUUUGGCACGGAAUUGCGAGCGUCCCGCUUCAGAAAAGGCCUUCUUCUCCCCUGCGGAUGGCUUGAUUUCUGGCUGGCUUGGAAACUUCUCCGAAUUCAUUGGUCGCUUCUACAAGAAGCACCCGCAGACCAACCUGGUUGCCUUGCUUCUGGUGCUAUCGAAGCGCAUGAUGCAUGACAUUCCAGAGUCAGCAGGCAGGCAUUCUGCAAAGAAGUUCAAGGGAGAGUCACUCAUCCGCGUAGUCCUGGAAAAGCUGAUGGAGCACUUGGGUGGCCUCAUCGUGGUCAAGGACUACACCAUGGAGCAGAUCACCUGCCUAGCGGGGGGACCACGGCUGCGUUUGGAGUCGGUUUCCAUCGGCGUGCGUCCAGAUCCGCAGCGCAAGGAGAAGACAAAGAAAGCACUCCUGGACCCAAUUGUCGAGCUUGGUUUGGCUCCCGCCCUGUGGGACGGACUCAGUCGCCAGCGCCUGUAUUUCAUGUCCGAGGGCUUCUCGGAGCUCCACAGCGAUGAAGGGUCGCUGAAGAUCCUCUGCCAGCUUCUUGACGGGAACCAGGAGUGCUUCCUGAGCCUUGUGGACUUUCUGUCCCAGGCCUCUGCGCGAGAAAAGUACGUCCAGCUGAUGCCAAGCUUGCAACAGCUUUUUGGCGUCCUGGAGCCCAACUUGGCCUAUGCAGCGCUGCGGCCUGGGUUGUCAGCCUUCGCCCGUGGCAAGACUCUCAUUCCUCCGAAGGCAGAGGGUGAGAAGGCCACAAUGGUGGCGACGCCCGAAGAGAUGCAAGUGCAGAAGCAACUGAUGGACAUCGCUUUCAAGUGCCUCCCGAACUCGAUCGAGGAGGAGGGUCUCUCCAUGGACUUCUACGUGACCUUUUGGCGCUUGUCUUUGCAGGACAUUUUCGUGCCUACCGAGGGCUACGAGAAAGUCCUGGCCAGGAUGUCUCAAGGUCUGAAGACCUUGGAGGAUUCAAAACUCAAGCUUGAUCGCAAGUACAACAACGACACCCACAGUCGCGAGUACAAGGGGCUCCUGCGGAACAUCGCGAGACAGAAGGAGGCCCAUGACAAGGUGAAGGAGGAGCACCUGAAGCAGAAGCUGAACUUUGAGCAGGUGUUGGCACGUUUGGAGCAGGAGAAAUCUUCCUGGUUUGUGAAGCACUGCCCGGAAGCCACUCAGACUAUGGUUGCCGAGAUGAUACUCCCUCGAGCUCUGACUUCGUAUGGAGAUGCCCUCUUCUGCUGCAAGUUUGCGCGGCUUCUCAUUCGGAUGAAGACUCCUGGGUUCUUGGUGCUGGACUUCUACAACAGCUGGACAGUCAUGCUCACCAUGAACCUUAGAAGCUGCACCGAAGUGGAGGCCCAAAUUUGUGGACAUUUUCUUCACGAGAUGAUGUCCUACAUCUGCUUCUUGCGGAAAAGCGAAAAGGCAUUCGAAGCCGAGAUGAAGGACAAUCCCUGCUUCCACCGCCACCACUAUGACGGCACCCCCGCAGACCCUGAGUUUGCAAAGCAUGCUGACAUUGUGAGAGGUCACAACAAGUGGGAGGGGAAGAUCCUCAAAGCUCUCCGCCAAAAUCUGGAGUCUGAGGACUGGACAGACAAGCGAAAUGCUUUGCUUCUCCUCAGCAAGUCCUGCGAGACUUAUCCUAUUGUGGAGAAGUAUGGCAAAACUGUGUUGGCGUUGGUGGAGAACGUUCGCGAAAAAGAGAAAGCCAGCGACUUGAAAACGCUGGCUGCCUCGCUGGCCACCAAACUGAAGGCACAGAGCAAGAAUUGGAUCAAAACUGAGAGCAAGGAGGCGCCAAAGGCUGCCGCCAAAGCAAAAGAGGCACCAAAGGCAAAAGUGGCCAAAGAAGCGCCGAAGGACGCAGCCGCCAAGGAGCCUAAGAAGGACGGCGAAGCGAAAAAGGAGGUGGCCAAGGUCAAAGAGACACCCAAAGCAAAGGAUGCCUCCAAGGAACCUGCGCAGUCGGCCCCAAAAGCAAAGAAGGAGUCCAGGGAAGGGAAAGAGGCAAAGCCCAAGGAGGAGCGCGAUCACAAGCGACGGCCAGACGCUGCGCGAUCGAACGGCGGAGGCGUCGAAGAGCGACCAGAAAAGCGGGCGAGACGAGAGGACGAUAAGCGACGAGAGGACGGGGAAGUGGUCGUGAUCUCGUCGCCGUCCCAUAGACCGGCCAUCAACCGGACCACAGGAUCGCCAAUUCGCAAAGCUGCGGAAGUGCGCGGAACCCUCUUUCCGUGCAACCUGCCAGCGAUCGUGAAGGAUAUGAUCCGCACAGCCGACGACCCGGCGUUAGUGGACGUUUUUGCUUAUUGGAUGUGGGCAGUGGGAGUGACGAUCGUGAUUGUGCAUUCAAUUGCAUUCACAUCCACAAUAGCCCAUGGUGCUGAGGGCCAGCCAUCCAGGCACGAUCGGUGCUUGAUGGUCGAGACGUCGCAAAAGCCACGAAUGCGUACGCCUUUUUUCCUUGAGGGGCCUGGCAGCUGCCUGCUGCUCCGGGGAAAAAAGCUGCGGGGCAAUGCAGUUGACAAGACCAGUUUUAGUCUUGUGUUCCAGUCUUUGCUCAAUGGGCGUGCAUUUGGAGUCGACCUUGGGAAGGCGGACGUGAUUCUAGGCAAAUCCCCGCGGCGGCUGGGACUGCAUGCUCCAGAGAUGGCACCUAGCCUCGCAAAUGUUUGCGGGCUCAACAGGUGCCAAGCUGAUUCGAAUGGGGACAAACCGAGCCAGAUAGCCCUGGGCAUUGUGUGCUCCGACGGCCUGGAGGUUGAUGGUACGAGAGCUCGCUCCGCAAUCUCCCGAGGGCUUGUGGACAAUCCCGAGCGUGCAUCGCGUGGGGGUUGGGCUUUUGAUCCAGCUCAAGGCGCUGUUGACCCGGUCUUUGGUGCUGCAGACUUGCGGGAGGUCUAUGAUAGAGCGGCGGGUCGCGACGGCUCGGGUUACGUGGGCCGCUGCACUGCACCGCUGCUUGUGGACGCGCGCACGCGGCGAGCUGUGUCCAACGACAGCGUCCAGAUUGUUCGGAUGAUAGCCACGGCCAGCGCAACUGAUGAAGAGCGAAGCUUGGGACGUGCAGUUGACCUAGUGCCGGAGGAUCUGAAGGAGCAGAUUGAGGCCACAACUCGUUGGAGCUACGAGCUCCUAUCCAACGCAGUGUACCGCGCCGGCUUUGCCACAAGUCAGGAGGCAUUCGCCCGCGCUGCACGGGAUGCUGCUGAGGGCCUGCGACGCGUUGAAGACCAGCUGUCCAAGCACCGCUUUCUGUGCGGCGACCGCAUUACAGAGGCAGACGUCAUGCUGCUGCCAUGCGCUGCACGAUUUGAUGCUGUUUACGCGUCGCUUUUCUUGAGGGGCUCUUGCGGUCUCUGGCGCGAAGGUGAAAAUCGCCGCCGGUGGCUCCAGCGCUGCUGGUCGUUGCCAGGGGUGCCUGACGCAGUCGAUGUUAGCGCUUGCCAAGAGAGCUACUUCCGGACCCUGUUCCCACUCAACCCGUCGCAGAUAAUGCCGGUGCCUGCUUCUGAUCCCGAUGCUCUCGGGUCUGAGACUAUCUCUGAAGAGGAGGUGGAAGGCUGCUUCCACUGGCGCAUGCUCUGA
This is a messenger RNA of Symbiodinium pilosum, 4074 nucleotides long. Lineage: Eukaryota; Dinophyceae; Suessiales; Symbiodiniaceae. The record is from the annotation of a GenBank genome assembly.